GUGAUUUCCUGAGCAUGCCUAGGGAAUGACAGGCAUCUCCACAGGCAGGCUGCAUCCACCUUGGCCGGGGUGUCGUCAUUGGCUGCCUAUUAGAAAAACGACAGGACAAUGCAUACCACCGCCUGCCGACUAUAAACAUAGGGAAUAUGUGUUCACUUAGCAUGGACUUCUGGGAGGGGCCAAGGAAGGGCGGUCUGGAGUUUUAUUGAAUAGAGCAGUGUGUAUUCGGCUGCCUGCCUGCUUGCUCUCUGACUGUGCUCCUGCUUAAAGAAAUCAGUCCUUCCUUUCUGACUUAGUCCUUGGGAAGAAGUUUCAGCCUACAAGGUAUCAUUGGAACAUUUCAAGAUCAUCAAAUCAAAUUCCAUAGGGACUGGUCAUCAACCAGAAGCCUCAGACAUCUGAUUGCUGACCUGUCCAGAAAUCUGGGCUCCCUGAACCGGAAAUAACACCAUGGAUGAUUUUGAACGUCGCAGAGAACUUAGAAGGCAAAAGAGGGAGGAGAUGCGACUCGAAGCAGAAAGAAUCGCCUACCAGAGGAACGACGAUGAUGAAGAGGAGGCCGCCCGGGAACGGCGCCGUCGAGCCCGACAGGAACGGCUGCGGCAGAAGCAGGAGGAAGAAUCCUUGGGACAGGUGACCGACCAGGUGGAGGUGAAUGCCCAGAACAGUGUGCCCAACGAGGAGGCCAAGACAGCGACCACAAACACUCAAGUGGAAGGGGAUGAUGAGGCCGCAUUCCUGGAGCGCCUGGCUCGGCGAGAGGAAAGACGCCAAAAACGCCUUCAGGAGGCUCUGGAGCGGCAGAAGGAGUUUGACCCAACAAUAACAGAUGCAAGUCUGUCACUCCCAAGCAGAAGAAUGCAAAAUGACACAGCAGAAAAUGAAACUGCAGAGAAGGAAGAAAAAAGUGAAAGUCGCCAAGAAAGAUACGAGAUAGAGGAAACAGAAACAAUCACGAAGUCCUACCAGAAGAAUGAUUGGAGGAAUGCUGAUGAAAACAAGAAAGACGCCAAGGAAAAGGAGGAGGAGGAGGAAGAGAAAUCAAAGCGAGGGAGCAUUGGAGAAAAUCAGGUAGAGGGGAUGGUAGAAGAGAAAACAACCGCCAGCCAGGAGGAAACGGUGGGAAUGUCAUUAAAAAAUGGGCAGAUCAGUUCAGAAGAGCCUCAGCCAGAGGAGGAGAGGGAACAAGGUUCAGAUGAGAUUCCCCAUCAUGAAAAGAUGGAAGAGGAAGACAAGGAAAGAGCUGAGGCAGAGAGGGUAAGGUUGGAAGCAGAAGAAAGAGAAAGAAUUAAAGCUGAACAAGACAAAAAGAUUGCAGAUGAACGAGCAAGAAUUGAAGCAGAAGAAAAAGCAGCUGCCCAAGAAAGAGAAAGGAGAGAAGAGGAGAGGGAAAGGAUGAGGGAGGAAGAGAAAAGGGCAGCAGAGGAGAGGGAAAGGAUGAGGGAGGAAGAGAAAAGGGCAGCAGAGGAGAGGCAGAGGGUGAAGGAGGAAGAGAAGAGGGCAGCAGAGGAGAGGCAGAGGGUGAAGGAGGAAGAGAAAAGGGCAGCAGAGGAGAGGCAGAGGGUGAAGGAGGAAGAGAAAAGGGCAGCAGAGGAGAGGCAGAGGGCCAAGGCAGAGGAGGAAGAGAAAGCUAAGACAGAAGAGCAGAAAUGUAACAAGCAGCUAGAAGAGAAAAAAAAUGCCACACAAGAGACAAAGAUAAAAGGGGAAAAGGUAAAAGUGAAAAUAGAAGGGAAAUGGGUAAAUGAAAAGAAAGUGCAAGAAGAUAAACUUCAGACAGCUGUCCCAAAGAAACAGGGAGAAGAAAAGGGAGCUAAAAGAGAAAAGCUUCAAGAAGACAAGCCUACCUUCAAAAAAGAAGAGAUCAAAGAUGAAAAGAUUAAAAAGGACAAAGAACCCAAAGAAGAAGUUAAGAGCUUCAUGGAUCGGAAGAAAGGAUUUACAGAAGUCAAGUCACAGAAUGGAGAAUUCAUGACCCACAAACUUAAACAUACAGAGAAUACUUUCAGCCGCCCUGGAGGGAAGGCCAGCGUGGACACCAAGGAGGCUGAAGGCGCCCCCCAGGUCGAAGCCGGCAAGCGGCUGGAGGAGCUUCGUCGUCGUCGCGGGGAGACUGAGAGCGAAGAGUUUGAGAAGCUCAAACAGAAGCAGCAGGAGGCGGCUUUGGAGCUGGAGGAGCUCAAGAAAAAGAGGGAGGAGAGAAGGAAGGUUCUGGAGGAGGAAGAACAGAGGAGGAAGCAGGAGGAGGCCGAUCGAAAACUCAGAGAGGAGGAAGAGAAGAGAAGGCUAAAGGAAGAGAUUGAAAGGCGAAGAGCAGAAGCUGCUGAGAAACGCCAGAAGAUGCCAGAAGAUGGCUUGUCAGAUGACAAGAAACCAUUCAAGUGUUUCACUCCUAAAGGUUCAUCUCUCAAGAUAGAAGAGCGAGCAGAAUUUUUGAAUAAGUCUGUGCAGAAAAGCAGUGGUGUCAAAUCAACUCAUCAAGCAGCAGUAGUCUCCAAGAUUGACAGCAGACUGGAGCAGUAUACCAGUGCAAUUGAGGGAACAAAAAGUGCAAAACCUACAAAGCCGGCAGCCUCGGAUCUUCCUGUUCCUGCUGAAGGGGUACGCAACAUCAAGAGCAUGUGGGAGAAAGGGAAUGUGUUUUCAUCCCCCACGGCAGCAGGCACCCCAAAUAAGGAAACUGCUGGCUUGAAGGUAGGGGUUUCCAGCCGCAUCAAUGAAUGGCUAACUAAAACCCCAGAUGGAAACAAGUCACCUGCUCCCAAACCUUCUGACUUGAGACCAGGAGAUGUAUCCGGCAAGCGGAACCUCUGGGAAAAGCAAUCUGUGGACAAGGUCACUUCCCCCACUAAGGUUUGAAACAGUUCAAGAAAGAACCCAAGCUCAAGACGCGGGACGAGCUCAGUUGUAGAGAGCUAAUUUGCUCUGUUUUGUAUUUAUGUUGAUUUACUAAAUUGGGUUCAUUUUAUUUUUCAAUAUCCCAAUAAAUCCAUGUAUAUUAUCACUAUAUUUAAUAAUCACAGUCUAGAGAUGUUCAUGGUAAAAGUACUGCCUUUGCACAGGAGCCUGUUUCUAAAGAAACCCAUGCUGUGAAAUAGAGACUUUUCUACUGAUCAUCGUAACUCUGUGUCUGAAGAGUGAUACACCAACCACAUCUGAAGUCAACAAGAUCCAAGUUUAAAAUUGCCUGCGGAAUGUGUGCAGUAUCUAGAAAAAUGAACCGUAGUUUUUGUUUUUAUAAAUACAGAAGUCAUGUUGUUUCUGCACUUUAUGAUAAAGCAUGGAAGAAAUUAAUCUUAGUAGGCAAUUGAACACUUUUUGAAAGUAACCCAUUUCAGAUUUGAUAUACUGCAAUAAUGGUUGUCUUUAAAAAAAAAAAGGAAAUGUACUGUUAAGGUAUUACUUUUUUUCAUGCUGAUUCAUAUCUAAAUUACAUUAUUAUGUUAGCUGACAGUGGUACUGAUUUUUUAGGUUGGUUGUUAUGUGGAUUUCUUUAGUAGUGAUAGUAGCCUGAACCACAUUUUAGAUAACCCAAUUAUGUAUGUAUGUGCAUACACAUAUACAAACACACUAAUGGUAGAAUGCUUUUUUAUGUGCUAGACUAUUAUAUUUAGUAGCAUGUCAUUGUAACUAGCCAAUAUCACAGCUUUUGAAAACUUAAAAAUCACAAUAUAUUAAUAUUUCAUAUUUGCCAAUAGAAACAUGGCAGAUAGGUAUCAAUACGUUUUCAAUGCCUGAUGACCUAUAAGAAGAAAGUAUUGGGGGAAAAAAGAGAUUGGAAGUGUCACAAGGAGUUGAAAUUUUCCAAAAGACAUAGUAUUUAGUUUAUAAUUAAAUGCAAUCUUGAAGUCCAGUGUGAAUUUUAUUAAUGCUGUCAUCUCAAUCAAGCUCAAAGCCUGCUUAUUCCAAACAAAGAAGUUCACAAUAUGUCAUAAGAUCUUGUCUCUAAAUGUCACUAACAAGAAAGUUAGUGACAAUAUUGUACAGAUUGCAAUUCCAUGUGUAAGUCUAAACAAGGACAAAUAACUUUGGCUAAAUGUCUGGAAGCAGAGAAGUAAAGUGAGCAAAACCCAGUGUUUGGGGUCAUGACAGUACUUUCAUCUUUAUAUACUCUGAAACUUUUUAAAUUAAACUUUUCUACCUUUAUUUGUCAUCGGCACUUGUCAUAAGUUGACAAAGUGGUGAAAUUUCAAAGUUAUAUGUAACUUCUACUAGUUUUACUUUUUUCUCUAAGUCUUUUUUUUUUUUUUUUUUGAGACAGAGUUUCGCUCUUGUUACCCAGGCUGGAGUGCAAUGGCGCGAUCUCGGCUCACUGCAACCUCUGCCUCCUGGGUUCAGGCAAUUCUCCUGCCUCAGCCUCCUGAGUAGCUGGGAUUACAGGCACGUGCCACCAUGCCCAGCUAAUUUUUUAUAUUUUUAGUAGAGACGGGGUUUCACCAUGCUGACCAGGAUGGUCUUGAUCUGUUGACCUCGUGAUCCACCCGCCUCGGCCUCCCAAAGUGCUGGGAUUACAGGCGUGAGCCACCACACCCGGCCCUCUCCAAGUCUUUUUUAACUCAUGAUUUUUAUACACACAAUCCAGAUCUUAUUACAGCCUCUAAGUCUUCAUUCUUCACAGUAGAUAAUAAACGAGUCCUCCAGUGUCCUGGCAAAAUGUUCUGGUAUUGCUGGAUACAUCCAGUGGAGUUAUAUAAACUCAUACCUCAGUGGACUUAACCAAAAUUGUGUGUCUCAAUUCCUAACACACUGCGGGAGCCUCUCCAAUAACUAUUUUCUUAUCUACAAUAUUCCUCCAGAAGUGCUAACUAGGGCAGGGCUGGCAUGAGAAGUGACCCCUGCAUUCCAAAGUCUAUUUUCCUCAUAAGUCUGUAAAGAACAGUUGAAUCUCCUAGCUUUAGCAAACCUGGGCCAAAGGAAGGAAAUCCACGAAGAAUGCACAAGUCAAACACUCAUGACAGAGUAGGCACAAGUCUACGAGAAGCUAAAUUAGAAUUUACAAACAGAAGUGCCCCGGUAGCACUGACUCCCAUCGUUGGAGUGAAAUGGACAAAGUUUCAAUUAAGGCCUAUGGUGAGGUCACAUUGCUUUGUUGUAUUUUUGAACAAGAGCUUCUCCUGAUCACUAUUAUAUAUUUUUCUAGAAAAUCUUAAGUUCAGAAGAGAAUGUAUCAUUCCUGACUUUUAUUCCAAUAUUUGGAUGGAGUAAGUUUUAGGGUAGAAUUUUGUUCAGUUUGGAUUUAAUCUUUUGAAAAGUAAAUUCCUUGUUUACUGGUUUGACUAUAAUUCUCUGUUAUCUUUAAGAGGUAAAACUGCAAGCUGACUAGCAUGUUCUGUGAAUCUGCCAUUCCUAAAAAUUUUAUAAACACUUGAUAUUUUUCACUGAUAAUUGAUCGCUGCAAUAAAAGUAUAUUGUGAAAAUGCAUCCACAAUAAAUGGAGUUCUUUCAAAA
Molecule: messenger RNA, 5448 nt
Organism: Callithrix jacchus (white-tufted-ear marmoset)
Lineage: Eukaryota; Metazoa; Chordata; Mammalia; Primates; Cebidae
Gene: CALD1
Product: caldesmon 1
Biological process (GO): actin filament bundle assembly; angiogenesis; muscle contraction
Cellular component (GO): actin cytoskeleton
Molecular function (GO): myosin binding; actin binding; calmodulin binding
Source: RefSeq, a predicted model, not a curated record